AUGAUGCAAGAUGGUGGAUUAUUAAGGUACAAUCAUAAUCGUUAUAGCGAUUCAACAGUGAUACGAUUGACAAAAGCAAUGAGAGCACAUGAUAAUAAAGUAUAUAUAGGAUUACGAUUUUUUGAUUUACCUAUUGGAAUGCAAGAUUAUAUUAUUAUGGAUGUAUCAAUGAUAAUUGAAAAUGGUAUGAGAAAAAAAUUGGAAAUGAUAACAGAAAAUUAUCGGCUUCAUGUACAUGUUACCAAAGAAAUGGAAAUUAAUAAUGGUUAG
Molecule: messenger RNA, 270 nt
Organism: Cercopithifilaria johnstoni
Lineage: Eukaryota; Metazoa; Nematoda; Chromadorea; Rhabditida; Onchocercidae
Source: the annotation of a GenBank genome assembly